AGAGAAAAAGAAGGGAAAAUCUGAUGUUCACACGCAUUUUCCGUUUUACUUGUAUGUUGUUUGGUGAUCUGAAUCUUUGUUUCAGACACGAUAACCUCAUCCAAACGAUUUCGCGCGUGAACUUUUGGUGAAACAUACCGUAAUUAAAUGAUUUUAUUUACUGUAAUUGCAACAUUGGCCUUUUAAACGAUCAAACUCAAGAACAAUAUUUUGAAAUUUUAUAAAAUAAGAAACAAAUUGAAUAAGAUUUCAGAAUUUGUAUGAAUAUCGUACACAGAGUGGAGUGUUCAUCGUAACCGGCAUUUUCUUCAGUGUUGACAAUUUCAAAAGUCUACCAAAUAGGUAAUAUUUUCCCGUGAAAAGUGUAUGUUUCAAUUACAAAAUUUUGUUUUAUCACUUUUUUUAUAUAUAUUUUUUACAUCAAGUGUUCCGUAUUUAAAAGUGAUCUGGUUGUAAAAAUUUAGUUUACGAAUAACUUGCGUGAAUUGUGAACAACACUCAUCGCGUAAAUACGUUGAACGACCAAUCUCCAUUUGAAGUCUAUCGUCACCACAUGCCGUCGUCGCUUGUGCGCUUCAUGUGCAUGUGUGUGAGUGUAGUGUAUCUCGCUUGUGUCUCGUUUGUGUGAGAUGAAGGAAGGGACUAUGUAUGUGUAUGUCUGAUAUUGUCGAAACGACUAUUUUAUAUGGUUAAUAACAUAUCAGCGGAUUCAGUUGGGGUUUGCCAGUCACUCGGGACGAACGCGUUUUCUCUGGAGAUAAUUUUUCCGUGUCGUCAUGCUAAAACUACAAUUGUAAAAAUAUCCUUGUGCAUUUUCAUCAAUGAAAAUCUUAAAAAAUAUAUAUAUAUAUAUAUCAAUUCGAACGGAAAACAUUUUUCGUUGACAUCAAAUUUUUCAAACUUCCACCGUGAAAACUAGAUUCAUUCGAUUAUUUUGUAUAUUUUCCCUUCGUAUAUUUAUUUAAUAUCAUAAAGUGUUUUAAAAAAAAAAUCAACAAUAUAGAUCAGCGAAUCGAAAAAAAAGUGUUUAUUAAACAAAAAAUAAAAUCAACAGAUUAUAACUAGAAUUAUUAAUUGCGAAAGUUAACGUCGAAGAAUCUAUUAACCAAAAACAAAAAAAAAAAGUAAUAAGUGAGAUAUAUUUUUUUCGGCGUGUGUUAAGAUUUUUCCAAUCGGAAUAAUAUUAUACUGACGAGAAGUGUUGAAAUUGAUUCGCCACCAUUUAUUUUUGUGAUCAAGUGGUUGAUAACGGCUUAAAGCUGCGUUCUGACGAACCAGUUCCGGGCUGUUUCAGCUCGCCGUCACCAUGGCCAACGCUCGAAUUGGAAUGGGGACGAAAACUAUAUCCAUCAUCAGGACCACGAGGAAGCAGUUUAAUGUUCAGUUUACCACCAGGUAGUGACUUAAACCAAAAUCGGGGCACGAUCACAUCACUUAAAGAAGAACCACUUGGCACCAGAUCGUGGAUGCAACCAACACAACAAAUCAAUCUUGGUAUUGGUCGUGCACAUUUUGAGAAACAGCCUCCAAGUAAUCUGCGAAAAUCAAACUUUUUCCACUUUGUGAUUGCACUGUAUGAUCGAAGCGAGCAACCAAUCGAAAUCGAACGUACUGCCUUCAUUGGAUUCAUAGAAAAGGAUCAGGAAACUGACAGUACAAAGACAAACAAUGGCAUUCAGUAUCGGUUACAGUUACUCUAUGCGAAUGGUGCUAGGCAGGAACAGGAUAUAUUCGUACGGCUAAUAGACUCACAAACGAAACAGGCCAUUAUUUACGAAGGACAAGACAAAAAUCCAGAAAUGUGUAGAGUUUUACUAACUCAUGAAGUCAUGUGCAGUCGAUGUUGUGACAAGAAAAGCUGCGGAAACCGAAACGAAACGCCGUCAGAUCCAGUGAUUAUAGAUAGAUUUUUUCUUAAAUUCUUCUUAAAAUGUAAUCAAAAUUGUUUGAAAAAUGCUGGAAACCCACGAGACAUGCGAAGAUUUCAAGUAGUGAUUGCAACGCAGGUUUCGGUUGAAGGUCCACUGAUGGCUAUAUCUGACCAAAUGUUCGUGCACAAUAAUUCAAAGCACGGAAGACGAGCCAAGCGAUUGGACGCUAGUGAUGGUACAUCACCGUUAUCAAUUUCACAUCCAUUGGCUCCAGACAGUACGUACGAUGGUCUCUAUCCACCGAUGCCUGUUGCAACACCAUGUAUAAAAGCAAUAUCACCAACUGAAGGAUGGACCAUUGGUGGUGCACAAGUUAUUAUUGUUGGCGAUAAUUUUUUUGAUGGCCUUCAAGUUGUGUUUGGUACGAUGCUCGUAUGGAGUGAGUUGAUAACAUCGCAUGCAAUUCGAGUUCAAACACCACCACGGCACAUUCCUGGCGUGGUUGAUGUUACUCUAUCCUAUAAAAGUAAGCAGUUUUGUAAAGGUCAGCCAGGCCGUUUCGUGUAUGUGUCUUUAAGUGAACCAACACUUGAUUACAACUUUCAACGAUUACAAAAAUCAGUGCCGCGACAUCCAGGCGAUCCCGAUAAGCUACCAAAGGAAAUUCUGCUUAAACGAGCAGCUGAUAUAGCUGAAGCUCUUUAUUCGAUGCCAAGAUCACCAAACAGUUCGAGUACAUUCAAUUCGUACGCCGGUCAAUUGGCAGUAAGUGUUCAAGACAGUAACGCACAAUGGACUGAAGAUGACUACCAACGAACACAGACCAGUAGUGUAAGUCCACGCGGUGGCUACUGCAGUAGUGCAUCAACACCACAUUCAUCCGGAGGUGGUUCGUAUGGUGCUGGCAAUGGAAAUGGCUAUGCACCAAAUAUGGGCACAUUAUCAGCGUCUACAUCGAGUGUGUUUAAUUCUACAUCAAGAGUUGGACUCGUAAGUGUAAGUGGUUUCAAUCCUUUUGCUUUGCCCACCUGUAAUUCUCAAGGCUAUUCACCUAGUCCAUUGAUAGCAUCGUCCAAGUAGCAAUAAAAUGACUUUCAGCCAUGCGUUAACUGAGAAAAAAAUCACCUGGUAUGAUAUAAUCGAAUUGUAUUUAUGUUACAAAAAAAAAAUGAUCGUAGUAAAAGUCGUAUUUGGAAUCAAAUGAAUGGGAUUGACAUUUACAUGUGUGAGACAACGCUUAAAACCACUUAUAGUAUAUACAUAGUGAAUUUAUGAAAGUUUAAACAAUGUGUAACUUUUAACGAGCCAAAAUCAUUUAAACACGAUGUAGUGAGACAACAACAACAACAACAACAAACAACAACAACAAAAAUAUUGAAAUAAAAAGUUUCGAUACUUCUGUCAUUUUAUUUAACACGAAUUUAAUUUAAUUCAAUUAUAUACCGGCAUAUUUAACUAGCGAUUUUCGAAAUCGAAUAAGAUUUUCAUUCGAUUCUUAGCCCAUUAAAGAUGACAUGUCAAAAUAAUUACGUACAAAAAGUAAAUGGAAUUAUUCAAAUGUUUGUGAGAGCCAUAAAUUUAAUAUUAAGAAAAUAAAUUUUACUCAAAUUUGAUGUUAAAUUAAUCACUCUCAUUUGAAAUAAAAAAAAUUCCAUUCAUUUUUCUUGUAAAUGUGUGUGUGUGAGUGUUUGUUAAAGAAUUCGCCUUGGUAUAUAUUUAUGGGAUAAAGUACUUUAUACUCAAAAAUAUUUAUGUCUAGAUCCAGAUUCAUACAUCCUUUUCUCAAAAAAUUACAAUUAAUCUCCCAUAUGGACUUGUUAAUUGCAUACAUAAAAAUGUAUUAUUACUAUACGCAACAAUCCUGUUCCCAAUAUGAAGUGCAGCAUUUCUGAACACACACACACACAUACACAAACGAAUUAUUUUAAUUUUCUAUAAAUUCGUGUAAAAUUUUGAUUUAUCCAUGCAAAUUUUAAUUUAAUUCUUAAAUCAUUUGGAAGCACUAAGUAUUUUAGACAUGCUUUGUUGGUUUUAAAGAAUUUGUUUAAAAUUUACAUGAUUUAUGAUAUCAAAAUUAAAAAAAAACAUACAGUAUUUUUAAAAAGGAAGUUAGUUUGUGUGUGCAACUAAUGAAAACGAUAGACAGUGUUCAAUCUUUUGAGCACAAACUUUUUUUAGAUAAAAAAAACUUUUGUUAAGGAUUAAAUGUAUGUAAGAAAAUGUUGUAAUUAUAAAACAACACUGUAAUUUAAUUGUUGUAAUUCAAAAAAAUGGUCAAAUAUAUUAUUGCACAUAUUAUCAAGUCAAAAAAAUAAGGUAAAGUUUUCUCAUUAUCCAAUUUCAAACUUUGCCAAUAUAUAAUCCUCACAAAAUUAAAAAAGAGAGAAAAAUGCAGCAGUACGCAAACAAAAUGUGGAUAAUUUCUAUAUCUAUGCACAUUUAUAAACAGUACAAAAAGAGUGUCAAGCUGCUAUCAAAUCGAUCAUCAUCUCUAUCACUUUUCACUAAAAAUAUAUGUUCUGUUUGAAAACUUGAAUAAAGUUUAUGAUUGAGACCUAAGUUUCAUAUUACUUGAAUGGAAAUAUGUAAAAAAAUAGCUAAUGUCACCCGACAAUGGUCGGUGAUUCCUCUUCUCAGUGCAAUGAAUCUUUUUUAUGUAUAUCAGCCAAACACUAAUUUACACGACGUUAUUGAAGAAAUCAACGAGAAUCUCAAUAUAACAAACUAGAAACAAUUAAGCCAUAAUUUACAUAUCAUUUCUUUAAAUCUCUUUCUAAGAAACAUUUCAUACAAUCAUCUUCAAAAUGGAAUCAUUUUUCAAUUACAAAACGCAUGUAGCGUUUCCAGACAUUGCAAUUUUUGCACAUUUCCCAACUUUUCUUUGUGUUAUUAAAAACGAUAUCGACUGGAAAAAAAGUAAUUGAAGUCAUAUUUUUUUAUAGUUUGAAUUUUUUUUAAAUAGAAUUUCAACAUUAUAAAAUAUCACACAAUUCAUUUCACUCUUAAACAAAAAUAUGACAUCACAGAAAAAAAAUAUAACAAUUAAAUACUUAUUCAGUAGUUAAUACAACGAAUAUCUCAAGAAAUUAGCCAUUUAAAUUUAAACAAAACAAA
Molecule: messenger RNA, 4985 nt
Organism: Contarinia nasturtii (swede midge)
Lineage: Eukaryota; Metazoa; Arthropoda; Insecta; Diptera; Cecidomyiidae
Gene: kn
Product: transcription factor collier
Exons: 15
Coding region: 1377-2951 (524 amino acids)
Biological process (GO): regulation of transcription by RNA polymerase II
Molecular function (GO): RNA polymerase II cis-regulatory region sequence-specific DNA binding; DNA-binding transcription factor activity, RNA polymerase II-specific
Source: RefSeq, a predicted model, not a curated record